AUGACAUACAGACCGACUCCCAUCACAGUGUACAACCGUUAUGAUCAGGAGCGGUUCAUUAGACAGGAGAAAGAGGCGGCAGGAUUUAAAAUAAAUACAAUGGGAACAUACCAAAGAAUGUCAAUGAAGUCAGUAAUUGAAGGCGAUCAACCCAAGAAAAUCCCAGCUCUUCAGACACCUCAUCCUGAGCCCACUCUAACAGCACUGGCAGGUCUUCAGUUGUAUUUCCCACCCAGUAGACCUUUUCGUACUCCCAUCAUCAUCAUCCCUGAAGUGAACACCUCACUGAUCACCAUGUACAAUGUCAAGGAUAUCCUGCAGGAUUACAAGUUUGUUACUACGGAGGAAAAAAAAAGGCAAGGUGUUAAAAAACAGAAUGAAAUUUUGCUCAUACGGCGGCGAAAGAAUGGGGCAUCGACAAUUCCAUACACGGUUAUGGAUAACACUCAGAAACUGGCUCCAGGAGAUUGGGACCGAGUCGUGGCUGUGUUCGUGUUAGGGUCCAAGUGGCAGUUUCGAGGGUGGCCCUGGAAUGCAAAUCCUGUGGAUAUAUUUUCUAAAAUUUGUGGUUUUCAUGUGAAGUAUGAAGAGAUGGAUCUGCACAAGAGAGUGGCAGGCUGGGACGUAACUCUUCUUCAAUUUUCGACAAGAAAACGCCAUCUGGAUCGUGCUGCAGUCACGCAGUUUUGGGAAAAAAUGGACAAGUAA
Homalodisca vitripennis (glassy-winged sharpshooter) is the source of this 708-nucleotide messenger RNA. RefSeq names its product parafibromin-like. Gene Ontology annotation, cellular component: Cdc73/Paf1 complex. Gene Ontology annotation, biological process: positive regulation of transcription elongation by RNA polymerase II; transcription elongation by RNA polymerase II. NCBI's taxonomy places the organism in Eukaryota, Metazoa, Arthropoda, Insecta, Hemiptera, Cicadellidae. Gene Ontology annotation, molecular function: RNA polymerase II complex binding. The transcript has 5 exons. The coding region runs from base 1 to 708 and encodes 235 amino acids. The record is from RefSeq and is a predicted model, not a curated record.